Messenger RNA from Podarcis muralis (Common wall lizard), 1290 nucleotides. The record is from RefSeq and is a predicted model, not a curated record. NCBI's taxonomy places the organism in Eukaryota, Metazoa, Chordata, Lepidosauria, Squamata, Lacertidae.
AUGGCCACCAUCUAUACCACCUAUAAGACUCCACAGAUUAAUCACUUUUUGAGAAGCAUUUUGUUCAACAACAGUGCUGAAGACACUAUACAGUUUGAUGAAAAUAGAGAAUUAGUUGCUGGUUUUGAUGUUACAAACUGGGUGACUUUCCCAAAUAGCUCUUUUGUUAGAGUAAAAGUUGGACAACUGGAACCUCAAGCUCCUGCAGGCAAAGAACUAAUCAUUAACGAUGACCAGAUUGUCUGGCAUAGGAUCUUUGGUCACGUACUGCCACUUUCUGUGUGCAAUGACAACUGCUAUCCUGGUUACAGAAGGAAAGAGAAGGAGGGAGAGAAAUUUUGCUGCUAUGAUUGUGCUCCAUGUCCAGAAGGGAUGAUUUCUGGCCAGAAGGAUGUAGAUGUCUGUGAAAAUUGUCCAGAAGAUCAGCAUCCAAAUGUUGACCAAAAUCAAUGCAUUCCCAAAGUUCUAAGCUACCUGUCUUAUGAAGAAACACUAGGGAUCAUCUUAGCUAUCUUGGCUGCUUCUUUGUCUUUGGCCACAUCUUUAGUGCUUGGAACUUUUAUUAAGCACAGGGACACUCCCAUAGUCAAAGCCAACAACCGAACCCUCACCUACAUCCUCCUUAUCUCCCUCCUCCUUUGCUUCCUCUGCUCCUUGCUCUUCAUUGGACAGCCUGGACACGUGACCUGCCUUCUCCGGCAAAUGGCUUUUGGCAUAAUCUUUUCUGUGGCCCUUUCCUCAGUGUUGGCAAAGACCAUCACUGUGGUUCUGGCAUUCAUGGCAACCAAACCAGGAGCCAGGAUGAGGAAAUGGGUAGGGAAAAGGCUGACAAACUCAGUUCUCUUUUCUGGCUCUUUUAUUCAAGCUGGCAUUUGUAUGAUUUGGUUAAGUACUUCUCCACCAUUUCCAGAUACAGACAUGCAUUCACUGAGUGGGACAAUCUUAGUAGAAUGUAAUGAGGGAUCAGCUUCCAUGUUUUACUGUGUCCUGGGCUAUAUGGGCUUCCUUGCAGUUGUCAGCCUCACUGUGGCUUUCCUAGCCAGGAAGUUACCUGACAGCUUCAAUGAAGCUAAGUUCAUCACUUUCAGCAUGUUGGUGUUUUGCAGUGUUUGGUUGUCCUUUGUUCCAACCUACCUGAGCACCAAAGGAAAAUACAUGGUGGCUGUGGAGAUCUUCUCCAUCUUAUGCUCCAGUGCUGGUUUACUGGGUUGCAUUUUUACCCCAAAAUGCUACAUCAUUGUGCUGAGGCCAGAGCUUAACAACAGAGAGCAGCUAAUAAGAAGAAAAUAA